Daucus carota subsp. sativus is the source of this 2432-nucleotide messenger RNA. RefSeq lists its product as uncharacterized. Bases 752 to 2266 code for a protein of 504 amino acids. NCBI's taxonomy places the organism in Eukaryota, Viridiplantae, Streptophyta, Magnoliopsida, Apiales, Apiaceae. The record is from RefSeq and is a predicted model, not a curated record. The transcript has a single exon.
UACAAAUAUUAUUAUUUUAAAACAUAGUCCUCUCAAGUAUCGCCUGUCCAACCUUAUAAACAUACAUGGUCUCCUUUGAUUAUAAAUCUAUCCUCAACUCUUACAAUUCACAAAACAAAACGCGUGCCCUCUUCAUCUAUUGCCCCAAAUGUGUUAAUUUAUAGCUCGAGUUAAUUGAAAGAGAAAGAGAGGAUGAAGAGUGUUGUUAAGAUUACAGAAAGUCCUAAUCUUUGUGGAUCUUUAGUUGUUAAAGCUUAUCCUAAAAGGUAUUCUUCUAAGAUUCCGUCUGAUUUGGUUCUUUUCUUGGGUCUUGGCUUCAUUGAUUGGUAGAUUUUCACCCUCUUUAGUAGUGUUAAUCAUUGUUAUUUUUAAUUGUUAUUGAAUUGGGUUUCUUGUUGGUUUUCAAGGGUUCCCUUUUGAUCAAUUGUUGUUUGAAUGAGCAUAGAUUUGAUUCUGCAUGUUUCUGUCUUUAGGGUGCUAUUUAUGCAGAUUCUUAGGAUGGGUUUGAUAUACACCUUUUCUAGUGUGUCUUCCCCAGUUUGAAGUGUAUUGGGUUUUCGGGAUUUUGUCAGUUUCGGUUUGGUUCUGACUAGGGUUCUAGGUAUAAGUGUUGUGGUGUCUUCUUGAUUAUUCGGGAAAUUGAAGGGGUAAUAUGAAUUAUUAUGUAAGUAUUUUGAUGGUAUUUGUGUUGAGAUGAAUAUUUUGAAAUCACAACUAGUAUUAGCCCUCAGAGGAAGGGAGACCUUCUGAGAUGGGGGAUUCUCUUCUCACAGCUUUGUCUUUAGAAAAUCAUUACCCGUCAACCCUUUUGUCUAUGGAUUCAAGUGCCUCCUCGUCGCAUGACGAAUUAGACCUGGAAAUGAGUCGUCAUGUUGUUCUUCCCCGUCCUCCAGAUAUUAAUUUACCCCUUUCGGCUGAACGAAGCCCCCCUCUCCAACCUUGGAAUAUGGAAGCUUGUGAGAGUCUUGAUGUUGGACUGGGGACCCAAAUUUAUGAGGCAGAAACCUUUCUCGCUGCCCCUAAGGUUGGACGAAAAUGCGCUAAAAGGGUAGAUAGCAUAUGGGGUGCCUGGCUCUUCUUUAGUUUUUACUUUAAGCCUGUUUUUAAUGAAAAAUCCAAGGCAAAGCUUAUCAGGGACAGCAAUGGACUUUCUGGAUUUGAUAAAUCGGAUCUUCAGCUUGAUGUUUUUAUGGUUCAGCAUGACAUGGAAAAUAUGUAUAUGUGGGUUUUUAAAGAAAGGCCUGAAAAUGCAUUGGGCAAGAUGCAACUUCGAAGCUACAUGAAUGGUCAUUCACGACAAGGAGAGCGCCCCUUUCCUUUCAGUGCUGAUAAAGGUUUUGUUCGUUCUCACCGCAUGCAACGAAAGCACUACAGGGGCCUUUCAAACCCGCAGUGUGUUCAUGGCAUUGAGAUUGUUUCAUUACCCAGUCUUAUGGGUCUUGAUGAUGAUGAGCGCCGAAGGUGGAUGGAGCUCACGGGUCGGGAUUUAAACUUCUCCAUCCCACCUGAAGCAAGCGAUUUUGGGUCAUGGAGAACACUGCCAAACACUGACUUUGAACUAGACAGGCUGCCUCCUUUAAAGAAUAGCACUACAAACUCCAACUCCAAGAAGUUGCUUAAUGGAGCAGGGCUUAACCUAUCAACCCAGCCAUCUAACCAUGCUAACGGGGAUGUCAUGGAUGUAUCUCCUCCUAGCAGCAAGAGGAAAAAAGAUUUUUUCCCACAUGGCAAUGACGAUGAAUGCUAUUUAACGGUUAAUCCUCCGGAGCAUGUACCAAAUAUGGAGAUCCAUCCUAAUGAACCCCACUGGAUACAUGAAUUCACUGGUGUAAUGAGCAAUGCUGCUGGACCGGUGACAGCUGCGAAAACAAUCUAUGAGGACAAAGAAGGAUACUUGAUUAUCAUUAGCUUGCCUUUUGUAGAUCUUCAAAGGGUAAAAGUUUCUUGGCGGAACACACCCACUCAUGGCAUAAUUAAGUUGUCCUGUUUGAGCACAUCAUGUAUGCCUUUUGUUCAAAGGCGUGACAGGACCUUCAAGCUUGCAGAUCCAUUUCCAGAGCACUGCCCUCCUGGAGAUUUCGUAAGAGAAAUCCCUCUACCGACCAGAAUUCCAGAAGAUGCAACUAUAGAAGCAUAUUACGAUGGACCAGGAACAUCGCUUGAGAUAUUGGUGCCAAAACUCCGUGAAGGACCAGAGGAACAUGAGGUCCGUGUUUGCCUUCGCUCUCACCCUCACCUUGGCGGUAAUGAUCUUAUGUUAAACUAAGACUCUUUGGAGCUAUAUGUAAUCGGUAGUUAAUCAUAAUGUGGUGCUUUAGUAUCAACUAACUCUGCGCCACACAAUAUAGACUAUGUAUGUGUCCCAGAAUUAUCCUAUCAGCUAUUAAGAUAUUUUGCUGUAAGCUAUUAAGAUAUUUUGCUGUUUUUUAUAA